This is a messenger RNA of Fusarium venenatum, 879 nucleotides long. RefSeq lists its product as uncharacterized. The record is from RefSeq and is a predicted model, not a curated record. Lineage: Eukaryota; Fungi; Ascomycota; Sordariomycetes; Hypocreales; Nectriaceae. Gene Ontology annotation, biological process: mycotoxin biosynthetic process.
AUGGCAUAUAGUCAAGAUCCAAGAAUAGGCCGAACCAGCAGCGACGACAAUGAUGGUGAUAAUUACAACGAGGCCAAUAUCGGGCUUAUAUCAGAGCAACCACGGAAGAGCAGCCGCAAAGAACUAUGCUCAAAGACAUUGCUAAUCAUGCUAGUGAUAAUAUCAAAUGUCGUCUGGGUUACUGUGAUAUCAGGGACUUGGUAUGGAACUCGAGAUAUGCUUGAGAGGUGCGGAAGCAACAAAUAUCCUGCAGAUUUCGUUUCGAAUGAACCAGUACCGCUGAAGCUCAAGACAACCAACUUUGAUGACUUGCUGCGCUACAAUACAACCAGUCACCAAGUCUACCGAGAGAUGGAUCCUUCGCUACCUCAAUAUUUUGGUACUCCAAGUCCAGCAAUCGACGCAGCGUGGAAGAAGCUCCUCCGCUACCAAUAUCCUGCUAUCAGUGAUGAAGAGAUAGCAAGCAACCCAGCCCUGUCGUUCACAUCAACAGACAAACAUCCAGUCACUGGUAAAUACUAUGGCGCCCUCGACGUGUUUCACAAUCUGCAUUGUCUAAACAUGGUGCGAAGACACAUCGACAAGGACUAUUACGGAGGAGGUCAUAUGAAAAAGAGACAUGGCAAGGGAAUGAAUAUGGAGAGUUCCUUUGAUGCUGCUGCAAUGGAUCACCUCUAUCACUGCAUGAACCAUAUCCGGCAGAGUCUUCAAUGUCGUCCGGAUCUUAGUCCUGCUGCUAUGCACGUAUUUUUGGACACGGAUGGAUCGCAGUUCUUUUUGGGCAACGCAAAGAGUCAUUCAUGCUAUGACUGGCAAAGUAUCAUGGACUGGGCUGAAGCAAGGGAAUCGACAUUGGGCUACACUCAACCUAUUGAUUGA